AUGGUAGAUGGAGCUGUUGUAACUAAGCAUCCGUCUGUGAAGCUACUAUCACACAAGCAGAUAAAGACAACGAUAUAUGUCAAAUCUAAGACGCCCUAUGUGUCGGCGUUGAAAAGGACAAACAAGUUCUUACGCCAGUUGAAAAGACACGGGGCCGAAUAUGUUACUAUAAUGGGCAUGGGGAAGGCAGUGGAGAAAACGCUGGCAAUUGGGUGUCACUUCCAGGAGGAAAAGGGCAAGAAAGUUAUAGUCUCAACCCAGAGUGUUGAUGUUCUAGAUGAGAUUGCUCAAGAGAGCGCUUAUGAAAGUUUAGAGGAUGUCGAAGAGGAAGAUAUGGAAACUACGCUACGAAAAAGGACAACUAGUGGUGUGAUAGUACGAAUCUAUCCCUAA
Messenger RNA from Lachancea nothofagi CBS 11611, 393 nucleotides. Lineage: Eukaryota; Fungi; Ascomycota; Saccharomycetes; Saccharomycetales; Saccharomycetaceae. The record is from the annotation of a GenBank genome assembly.